GCUCGCCCGCCGGCCGUGAGCGGCCACUGAAUUGGAGUUCGGGAAUCUGCGGAGAAGCCAGCGGAGUCGCCGACAUGUCGUACAUGCUCCCGCACUUGCACAACGGCUGGCAGGUGGACCAGGCCAUCCUUUCGGAAGAAGACCGGGUGGUGGUCAUUCGGUUCGGGCACGAUUGGGACCCUACGUGCAUGAAGAUGGACGAGGUUCUGUACAGCAUCGCGGAGAAGGUUAAAAACUUCGCAGUUAUUUACCUUGUGGACAUCACGGAGGUGCCUGACUUCAACAAGAUGUACGAGCUGUACGACCCGUGCACGGUCAUGUUCUUCUUCAGGAACAAGCACAUCAUGAUCGACCUGGGCACCGGCAACAACAACAAGAUCAACUGGGCCAUGGAGGACAAGCAGGAGAUGAUCGACAUCAUCGAGACCGUGUACCGGGGCGCCCGCAAGGGCCGAGGCCUGGUCGUGUCCCCGAAGGACUACUCCACAAAGUACCGGUACUGAGCACCGGCCGCAGGCGGGGCGUGUGCGCUGAGCAGCCGCUUCCCGUGGAGACACGUGGGACUCAAAGCCUUUGCGGAGGAGUUGGGGGAAGCACGGGCCUGCGUGGCCCGCACCUGGAGGGGGCCUGGCGGCCGUACUUCCACGCUGGCGGGCGUCUGUAAACACCCAGCUGAAGUAAACGAGUGUGCGGAGACGGGGGCGUCCCAGUGGUCGGCUCCUUGUGUCGGUCACAGCUCGCGAGCAGCUUAGUUCUCCAGCCCCGGAGUGGAGGGCGGGGGUGCCCUGCGGCUGCUCUGGUUCGCCCCCUUGGCGGUGGGGUCUCCGUUUCCCAGGCUGCAAAGGGCCAGAGCCUGGGCCGCCCACACCACCCAGCAGACGUUCGUGUCUCAACAGCCUGGAGAGUGGACAUCGGGGCCCCAGGCGUCUCCCAGCCCACCCGUCUCAGCUCUCAUCUUCUCGAGGCCUUCUCCCCGAGUUGUGUGUGUGUCCAAAUUUCCUUUUUUUUUU
Molecule: messenger RNA, 1010 nt
Organism: Phyllostomus discolor (pale spear-nosed bat)
Lineage: Eukaryota; Metazoa; Chordata; Mammalia; Chiroptera; Phyllostomidae
Gene: TXNL4A
Product: thioredoxin like 4A
Exons: 4
Coding region: 75-503 (142 amino acids)
Biological process (GO): mRNA splicing, via spliceosome
Cellular component (GO): spliceosomal complex; U4/U6 x U5 tri-snRNP complex; U5 snRNP
Source: RefSeq, a predicted model, not a curated record